Molecule: messenger RNA, 2001 nt
Organism: Triplophysa dalaica
Lineage: Eukaryota; Metazoa; Chordata; Actinopteri; Cypriniformes; Nemacheilidae
Gene: lrrc63
Product: leucine-rich repeat-containing protein 63
Exons: 11
Coding region: 778-2001 (407 amino acids)
Molecular function (GO): protein binding
Source: RefSeq, a predicted model, not a curated record
UCUGUCUCGCGAUACUUUGAUGUCUGCGCAACGCCGCAUGAAGUCGACACGAGCUCGGUGACGUCACUGAGCAGGCGCUCCUCUGCAGGCGCGUCGUGAGUUUGACAGGCGGUUGUUAGGACGGUUGCUAGGGACUCCAGAUUCACAGCGACUCGUUUGGACAACAAUGAUCAAUAAUAAUCAGAAAGAAUCAGCGCACGUGAUGCUGUGGAGAAGACCACGCCCUCCUCCUCAGAUCACGCGCGCGCCUCAGAACACAGGAUAUAAGAUGCGCCGAAAAGACACGGUGGAUAAUUUGCUUGUAGCCUUGUGGUGUAUGAGAACUGGCGUUUUAAAACACGUAAAAUAAUAAUAUUUUGUCAAAGACUGUAAAAGAGAUACACAAGGACGUGCGUCGCGCGACUUGUGAGGACAGCUGCGCACAGUAAAGACUCAAGUAGACUUAUGCUUUCGAAACACUGCAGCAGUGGUUUGAUGUUCUGUCGUCGAAGUUGGUGACACGUCACAGUUCUGGAGGCCCCGUCUACAAGCCUGAGGCCCUCACGGCCUGCUCUGCCUACAAGAAGCGCCAGUGUUGCCGAAUUAGGACUCCCCGCCAGAUUACAACUUCCCUCAUUGAAAAAGCCUCGUGCGUGUGGAUUUGGCCCGACGUCAUCAGGACCCACGACACCGGCCAGAAUCACCAGAGGUUUCCCUUCACACGCUCAGCGCACGGCAUCCACAGUCCCACAUCUGUCCAGACCGCCGCCUCUCUUCUGCCUCAAUGACUUCCUGCAGAUGAGCCAAUCAGCACGCAGCUCUCUGACAGAGCUCAGGAACGCUGUUCUGUCCACCUGCAACUACAAGAAACUGCUGGAUUUGUUUCUAUCAGAGCUGCACAGAGGGGCUCGGCAUGAAGUAACCAAUCAGAUUGUGAGCUGUGAGGGACUGACACACGUCAAACGCAGGAUCCCUCACACACAUAUCAUCUGUGAGUUAACAGCCAUCAUUCAGCUGGAGGCGCGAGCAAGGAAUUGUGGGAACACAACAGAAGUGUGUGAGUCAGUGGAGGAGCUGUGGGGGUCACCAGAGAGAGAGAGUGACACACACACACAACCCCCCCGCCACACACCUCAUCAACUUCUGAACUGUGUGACCAGUAAACACUUCCAGGGAUCCCGUCGCUCACGCUCUCCGUUCCGGCCCAGAGAGGAGUGUGAUGUCAUCAGUGCGUCUGAGCUGGCUCUUCUCGACUGUCUCACACGAGGAGGACUGAACCUGAGCUUCAAGGCUCAUUUUAUUUCUCAUCUUCCUGAUGUGACAUCACUGGCUCACUGUCUACAGUCUCUCAACGCCUCUUUUAAUGACCUCACACGUGUUCCUCAUGAGGUGUGUGACUGCACUCGACUGCAGGUGUUAAACUUGAGAGAUAAUCCAAUAGAAGAGAUUCCUCCUGAGAUCAACAAACUCCACAAACUCCACACGCUCAUCAUAUCAUUCUGUAAGAUCACACAUCUACCUAAACAGCUGUACUCUCUGGUGUGUUUGCAGUAUGUGGAUGUGUCGUAUAAUCUCAUCAGAUCUCUCAGUAAUGACAUCAGGAAUCUCAGAUGUUUGAAGUAUCUGAAUGUUGAAGGGAAUCAGUUAGCGGCUCUUCCUGCGGGUCUGCUCAGUGUGUCGUCAUCAGUGUGUGAAGUGAGACUGACAGCAAACUACACACACCCCCUCCUGUGGACAGAGAACAGCCGCAACACACCACAGUCUCUCUUACACACCGCUACACACACACUGGCACAAACACACACACCACAACACUGGAACAGUCUGCCUGAUGCCGCACGGCGCUCACUUCACAGUGCGGACACAUGUGACUGUUGUACAGGACUGAUGUACGGUGCGGGUCUCAAACUGAUCAAGUGUGUUCAUCACAUGUUUGGACUUCAGUUUGUACCCAUCAUGUUCUACUGCUGUUCACCUGCCUGUCACAGGACACACAACACACAUCUUCAUCAUCACUCCUGA